Messenger RNA from Cyprinodon variegatus (sheepshead minnow), 3740 nucleotides. Its product is annotated as protocadherin alpha-C2-like. Gene Ontology annotation, cellular component: plasma membrane. The record is from RefSeq and is a predicted model, not a curated record. Lineage: Eukaryota; Metazoa; Chordata; Actinopteri; Cyprinodontiformes; Cyprinodontidae. Gene Ontology annotation, biological process: homophilic cell-cell adhesion. Bases 137 to 2563 code for a protein of 808 amino acids. Gene Ontology annotation, molecular function: calcium ion binding. The transcript is spliced from 3 exons.
CACACCUCAGAUGGCCUGCUGCUGCUGCGGCUCCUACAACUCGUGGAAACUAGAAUGUCUUUGGCGCUCCUUUGCAUGAAGACAACCCGCUCGUAAGGACAUAUUUGUCAAACCAAUCUUUUUAUUACUGAUCACAAUGGCGCUUAAUUAUGAACCUUCACGGACACAUCCGCUCUUGGCAUUUAUCACGUUCGUUGCGCUGUGGGGUUUUGCGCUCUCCAUCACCCGCUACUCCAUACCGGAGGAAAUGGAAGAGGGUUCCUUUGUCGCCAAUCUAGCCACAGAUCUCGGUCUGGAUGUUCGCAGUUUGCUGGAGCGCAACGCGAAGCUCGAUGUCAUUCACAGCAAAAAUUACCUGGACAUCAACAAAGACACGGGGGAGCUGAUCAUCCGCGAAAGAAUGGACCGGGAGAGCAUAUGCACGACCAAAACGACCUCCUGCUUCCUGAAAAUGGAUGUCAUCCUCUCUAAUCCCGUUCGCAUUUUCAACAUUGAGCUGGAGAUCUUGGACAUCAAUGACAACGCGCCCGUUUUCCGGAGGAAGACGAUGCAUUUGGACGUUUCAGAGGCAACCCCUGCCGGCGAGAGGUUCUCCCUGACAAACGCGGUGGAUGCGGAUGUGGGGGCGAAUUCAGUCAAGACCUACUAUCUGAGUGAAAGUAAAUACUUUAGCAUUAACAUCCAGACUGGCAGCGAUGGGUCCAAAUAUGUGGAUCUGGUGCUCAGUGCUAAACUGGACAGAGAGGAGGAUGCAAUUCAUAAUUUGAUUUUAACUGCAGUGGAUGGGGGAGUGCCUCCUCGCUCCGGCACAGCCAGCAUAAUCAUUAAUGUUCUAGAUAUCAACGAUAAUGCCCCCACUUUCAGUCAGCCCGUCUUUGCUGUCAAUGUUUCAGAGAAUUCUCCUGUAGGGACGGUGGUGAUGACCUUAAACGCAACUGAUUUAGAUGGAGGCGCAAACGCUGACUUGGUAUACUCCUACACUCUUUACACAUCAGAAAAGACACAGGAGCUCUUCUCCCUGGAUCCAAAGUCAGGUGAGAUCAGAGUGAAGGGGGUGAUUGAUUAUGAAGAGAAUCAAAGUUUUGAGAUGCACGUUCAGGCUCAGGACAGAGGGGCAAACCAGCUGUCAGGACAUUGUAAAGUGAUGGUUUAUGUUACGGACCUGAAUGAUAACCACCCAGAAGUGAUCAUCAAAUCCCUGAAGAGAUCAGUGACUGAAGAUGUAUCUGUAGGGACUCUGAUUGCUGUGGUUAGUGUCAGUGAUAGAGAUUCUGGAGACAACGGGGAUGUGGACCUUACCCUGAACCAACAGGAAGCCUUACCCUUUCUUUUAAACAAAUCCUCAGAGGGUUACUUUGAGCUGCUGGUGUCAAGGCCGCUGGACAGAGAGGUCAAAGGCAGAUAUGAUAUCAAACUUUUAGUGACAGACAGAGGUUCUCCAGCCUUAACUGAAAAUGAAACCAUCACUUUAGAGAUUCUGGAUGUCAAUGACAAUGCACCCAUGUUCUCUCAGUCCUUCUAUACAAUCCAUGUUAUGGAGAAUAAUCCACCUGGUGCGUUGUUGACAUCUUUAAGUGCACAUGACCCAGAUUUGAAUGAAAACCAAUACUUAGUUUAUUUUAUAAUGGAAAAAGAAAUAGUAAACAUGUCUAUGUCCAUGCUUUUCUCUAUCAACCCUGAGAACGGAGAUCUUUAUGGCCUGAAGACCUUUGACUAUGAGAGAGAAAAGGAGUUCCUGUUCCACAUUGAAGCUAGAGACUCUGGUGUUCCUCCACUAAGCAGCAACGUGACAGUUCAUAUAGUCAUUCUGGACCAAAAUGAUAACAAUCCCAUCAUUGUAUCACCAUGGCGGGGACAUGGCUCUGUGGUUGAGGAGGUCAUACCUAGGUCCACAGAGAAAGGACACUUGGUGACCAAAGUGGUUGCCAUUGAUGCAGACUCUGAGCAGAAUGCCAGGGUCACAUACCAGUUGCUGCAGAUCAGUGACUCGACUCUCUUUAGCCUGGAUCAGUACAAUGGUGAGAUCCGAACAACAAGGAUGUUCAGCUAUAGAGACCCAAGACAGCAGAGACUGGUGGUUAUAGCAAAAGACAAUGGACAACCUGCUCUGUCUGCUACUGUUACUAUUAAGAUAUCAACAGUGGAGCAUUCCAUGACCUUCUUAGAGACAACAGAGUUACCAUUAGAGUAUGAAGUCUUCACAAACCUAAACCUGUACCUCGUUAUUGGUCUAGGAGCUGUGUCCUUUCUGCUGCUGAUAACCAUCUUGGUUAUCAUUGUCCUGAAAUGUCAAAAACCAAAACCAAAGGCCAUCAAGAUGCCCCCAGCCAACAGAAACAGCUUGAUCAGCCAGAGAAGCUCCACUAUUGCAGAUUCCACCCUGAUCUCCAGUGAUGCCUACUGGUAUAGCUUGUUCCUCGCUGAAACCAGAAAGGGGAAAGUGGUGGUGAGACAACCCAUCAUUCCCAAAGGAGCAGGAUAUUUUGUAUCCAGCAUACCCAGAAGCAUAGGCCCAAGUGAAACCACAGACUCCAGAGCAUCAACACUGGAGUACUCAAAAUGAAAGGAAGUCCAUUCUACAACUGGAGCAGGAGCCCAGAAGAGACCUGCGGUGAUGUAACCAUCUCUUCACGGGAGGACGAAACUUCCCAGGGACUUGGAAAGAAGAUAAAAAGAUUUUUUUUGCCCUUAGUCUCUGUGCUCCAGUUCUUAAUUUACUCUAUUCCCACUAAUCCAACACACAAACAUCAAUGGUUAAUCCCCAUAUUCUUUGCCAGUGUUUUGCUAUGAGGUAUAAAGUCAUACACUAACUAGUGUUUGGACAAAACAGUUUCUACAGGAUGCCUGGACUAUUACUAUUGAGGUUUCGUGGAGUAUGUCUAAAAAUGCCACAGUUCUUAAAUUUGCCUUUUUAAUCCAGGGAUUACAGUUCGCUACGAUUUUAGAAGCAAUCAGUAGCCCAAAAUAAACCUAAGUUAUAAUUUUAUUUUAAACUGGAGUUUGAAACACGCCUAAUCAUAAAUAUAGACAUAAAUCAGGGUGAAUAUACUUCUUCCAUCAAUAUAUCCAUUAUUGUAGCCGGUCAUAACAUUGAUUCAGGCAUGAAACUUGGUGUUUUUUGUCUUUUUUUUUUUUGUAUUGAGAUUUUUUUCUCUUUUAUAAGGUUCAAUCUUUUAUCUAGUAGUAACCAGUGAUUCAGUUUUAGGUAUUUUUUUAUACAAUGAUUUUUUUUGUGUGUUCUGAAUGUCUAAAAAAUGACAAAAAGAAUGAAAGAAAAAAGUAAAAGAAAAAGCAAAAAUUUAUCUUCUUAUUUGAUUGUAGUUGUUAUAGGUUAUAUGGGAGUCGUUAUGAGAUUAGAGAAAGUAAAAGGCUAAACAACAGCAGGUGCAAUGCAUACAUUGUGAGGAGUGUACAUCCUCUUAUCAUCAUGAGAUGUUAAAUUGGGGAUAGAUCCAUUUAUUUGAACUAGGAUUGAUCUCCAGCUUUGAUUGAUAACAUAACACUUGGGUAAACGAGAGAGAUUUUAUAAUGAAUAUUGUCUUAUCCAUACAAGGUAUUUGGCUCAAAUAUAAAUAGAAACUCCAACUAAUAUUUUGAUGAAUUUCCCUGUGCAGAGAAAAAAAAAAGUUUUUUGCAGUUUUUAACAAGAUCAUAGGAACAUCUAAAAAGCAGCACUCACCAUUCAAAGGGCUUUAUAAGAUAAAAUCCGUCAUCCUGGAAGAAAAUAUAAAGCUUUUUUU